UGUUAUUUUGCUUUUAUCUCAACGUGUUACGGUACAACCCGAACUUAUAAAUUUAUAAGUUCGUGAACCUUAAUCAUACGUGAUACAAGUUUGUAGUUUCUAAGGUAAUUUGCAGUUGGGAGUUUGAAUUUUGAACCUUAGACCACAGAAGUUUGUUUUAAAUUGGAGAAAAGGACAAAAAGUCAUUCCUUUAGUAGGAAAAAUAGGUUCCGUUUAGAGAUUGACUCAGAGAUAUCCAGAUUUGUUACUUUCACCGGCUAUCCUUGAAAUAGGUACAUACCAUUCUGUGUACUUAAUUCGACCUAAUGCACCAGCAGGCAUAUGUGAGUUAUUGGCAUCAUUGACCUGAAUCAGAUUGAAACUUUUAACAUGGGGGAUAUAAAUUACAGUUUAAUUUCUGCAGUUCGCAAUGGCAACACAGAAACAGCGAGAUGUUUAAUUAGUGAUUAUGGACUGUCUUAUUCAGCAGGUUGGUCCGAAGGUUAUGUUUUACUUCGUCAUGCGGUUGAAAAUAAUCGACCAGAGAUUGCCAAAAUUCUUUUAGAAAGUGGUGCUAGGGUUAAUAGCAAAAAUACAUCGUCGACUGAUACACCUCUUCAUUUUGCUGUUAGAAAUGGUAAUUUAGAAAUUGUUGAUAUGCUUCUAGACAGACAUGCUGAAAUCAAUGCUACAAAUGUACGUGGCACUACCCCACUUCAUAUUGCUGUUGAAAAGGGCCACGAGAAUCUUGUUAAGUUGCUUCUGGAAUAUGGAGCUGAUGUUAAUGCUGAACAUUGCAAUGGUAAAAGCGUACUAUACAUUGCUGUUGGAAGAGGAAAUGAAGAUAUUGUUAAGUCACUUUUAGAAUGUGGAGCUGAUGUUAAUGCUGAAGAUCAUGAUGGUAAAAGUGUACUAUACGUUGCUGUGGAAAGAGGAAAUGAAGAUAUUGUUAAGUCACUUUUAGAAUGUAGAGCCGAUGUUAAAAAUCAAGAUCGUAAUGGUAAAAGUGUACUAUACGUUGCUGUGGAAAGAGGAAAUGAAGAUAUUGUUAAGCCACUUUUAGAAUGUGGAGCUGAUGUUAAUGCUGAAGAUCAUUAUGGUAAAAGUGUACUAUACGUUGCUGUGGAAAGAGGAAAUGAAGAUAUUGUUAAGCCACUUUUAGAAUGUAGAGCCGAUGUUAAAAAUCAAGAUCGUAAUGGUAAAAGUGUACUAUACGUUGCUGUGGAAAGAGGAAAUGAAGAUAUUGUUAAGCCACUUUUAGAAUGUAGAGCCGAUGUUAAAAAUCAAGAUCGUAAUGGUAAAAGUGUACUAUACGUUGCUGUUGAAAAGAGACAUGUGAAUCUUGUUAAGUUGCUUUUGGAAUGUGGAGCUGAUGUUAAUGCUGAAGAUCAUGAUGGUAAAAGUGGACUAUACGUUGCUGUUGAAAGAGGAAAUGAAGAUAUUGUUAAGCUACUUUUAGAAUGUGGAGCCGAUGUUAAAAAUCAAGAUCGUAAUGGUAAAAGUGUAUUAUACGUUGCUGUUAAAAAGAGACAUGUGAAUCUUGUUAAGUUGCUUCUGGAAUGCGGAGCUGAUGUUAAUAGUGAAGAUCGGGAUGGUAAAAGCGUACUAUACGUUGCUGCUGCACAAAAAUCUGUCAUAAUUGUUAGACAAAUUUUAAAAUGUUGUCCUAAUGUGAGCAGUGAGAAUAAUAGGAGAGCUCUUCAUGUUGCAGUGCAUGACCGAUGUAGGACGGUAGUUGAAGAUUUACUUAAAUAUGGUUUCAAUAUAGAGCGUGAAGAUGUAAAUGAUUAUAAACUACUGGAUGCUGCUGUUACGGAAGGAUAUUUGGGAAUUCUUGAACAGCUUUUAAAAUAUGGUGCUGAUGUUGACACACCUUUACAUAAAGCAACAAAAAAUAAAGUGGAGGGAGCAGUUAAUCUGUUGGUAAAUUAUGGAGCUGAUGUUAAUUAUAAAGAUAGACAUGGAAGAACUGCCAUAUUUUAUGCUGCUAGGAAUACCGAUUUAAAAAUUUUUUACUUGCUUUUAACUAAUUCUGAUAUUAGCAUGAGUGAUAAACAUGGGCAAUCACUAUUGCAUUUUACAGCUUUGAAAACUGACCAGUCUUUUCCUUUAUUAUAUUUUACAGCUUUGGAAACUGACAAGCCUUUAACUGAUGCUGGUAAUAAUGCUAGGGGAGAAAUUGCAAAAGUGAUUUUAAGUCGGGGUGCUAAUGUAAAUGCCAAAGAUGAAUAUGGUAACACACCUCUUCACACUGCUGUAAAAUCAGAAUAUGUGGAAGUCAUUGAAGCUCUUUUAGAACACAAUGCAGAUGUCGAUUGUACUAAUCGUUUUAACAGAACUCCACUCCACCUUUCUGCUGAACAAGGAAAUGAAGUAAUUACUGAAAUACUUUUAAGCAAAGGGGCUGAUGUCAAUGCCAAAGAAAGAAAUGGAUCAACCCCACUUUAUAAGGCAAUUGAAGGGAAUCAUAAAGAUGUUGUAGAAGUGUUACUAGAACGUGGUGCUCAUUUGGAUUGUAUAAUCAAUAAUAACUUAACAUCACUGCUACAUUUUGCUGCUAAAAAGGGAUAUUACAAAGUUAUUCAAACUAUGUUAAAAUUUGGAGCUGAUGUUGAUUCCAGAAAUCAUCAAGGGAGCACAGCUCUUGAUGUAGCUUCAGAGAAUGGUCAUUACGAAAGUAUUUCAACUCUUUUAGAAUAUGGCGCAGACAUUAAUCUUACAAAUAAAAAUAAGAAAACACCACUUCAGGUUGCUAACGAUUGUGAAAUGUCCAUCGCUUAUGAUGAUGAUUUUGAUUAUGAUCGAGGCAUAUCAAUGUUUAAAUGGAUUGCUAAUAUUUUUAAAGACCAUAUAGUUAAAAUGACUACUGCAGGUUUGUAUGUAAGUCAACAGAACUUGUAUGCAAUGAGUGGCUAUUCUUCCGAAUUAACGGAUUACGAUAAAAAUGACUGUGAGAAGGAAAUUGUAGCCAUGAAGACUGAGAAAAUCUAUACUACAAACGUAUCAUUUCAUGAUAUCUUAUCAAAAGGUAUAAAUCAAUUAGUAGCAUACAUGAGGAACGAACAAAUUAUGAGUCAUUUAACACCUGACAAUAUAGAAAAAAAAUUUCCAAUCUAUUCUAGCAUGCUACAGGAUCGUAUCAGAAGGGGUAUAGCACGGAAAAGGUUACUUGAACAAGGUGAUAGAAUGUUCCGUGUCUUGUGCAACAAUGUACCUGAUAUGCCAUUACUUUGUACAGAAAGAAUAUUUAGUUAUCUCAGUAAUAAGGAAUUAAAAAAUUUUAUUGGUGGUUGUGAGCUUAGAAUCUAAUGUGCCUUUGUAAUUCAGUCAACAUCAUUAUGAAUUUCUGCUCUAUAAUAUCUAUGUAUUAUAGAAAAUCUAUACAUGUGUUUAUAACUUUGAAUAAAUUUUUUUCUCUUA
Messenger RNA from Photinus pyralis (common eastern firefly), 3399 nucleotides. RefSeq names its product ankyrin repeat domain-containing protein 50-like. NCBI's taxonomy places the organism in Eukaryota, Metazoa, Arthropoda, Insecta, Coleoptera, Lampyridae. Gene Ontology annotation, cellular component: nucleus; cytoplasm. Bases 370 to 3288 code for a protein of 972 amino acids. The record is from RefSeq and is a predicted model, not a curated record. Gene Ontology annotation, molecular function: protein binding. The transcript has 4 exons.